CAGUAGACCCGCCGGGCCGCCAGCCAGCGCAGCGCCAUGGGAAACUCGACGGGCAGCACCGUGGACGACCUGCAGGCCGUGGAGAUGCACCUGUGGUACAAGAAGUUCAUGACGGAGUGCCCCUCCGGCCAGCUCACCCUGCACGAGUUCAAGCAGUUCUUCGGCCUGAGGGGCCUGGACCCCGAGGCCAACGCCUACAUCGAGCAGAUGUUCCGGACGUUCGACAUGAACAAGGACGGAUACAUCGACUUCAUGGAGUACGUGGCGGCGCUCAGCCUGGUCAUGCGGGGGAAGAUGGAGCACAAGCUGCGCUGGUACUUCAAGCUGUACGACGUGGACGGGAACGGCUGCAUCGACCGGCACGAGCUCCUCAACAUCAUCAAGGCCAUCCGAGCCAUCAACGGGAACGAAAACCACGAGACCACGGCGGAGGAUUUCACCAACAGCGUGUUUGACAGGAUCGAUAUAAACGGGGACGGCGAGCUUUCCCUGGACGAGUUCGUGGCGGGCGCCCGGAGUGACGAGGACUUCAUGGAGGUGAUGAUGAAGAGCGUGGACCUGAGCCACAUCGUGGCCAUGAUCCACAGCAGGAGGCGCAGCGUGUAGGAGCCUCUUCCUCCUCCUCCUC
Messenger RNA from Salarias fasciatus (jewelled blenny), 628 nucleotides. It is a transcript of the gene guca1aa, whose product is annotated as guanylate cyclase activator 1Aa. The transcript is spliced from 4 exons. Gene Ontology annotation, molecular function: calcium ion binding. The record is from RefSeq and is a predicted model, not a curated record. The coding region runs from base 37 to 606 and encodes 189 amino acids. Lineage: Eukaryota; Metazoa; Chordata; Actinopteri; Blenniiformes; Blenniidae.